AUGAGCAGUAUCGAUUCGCCACCACGAAAAGAUAUCCGACGUGAUGAACUACUACCAAAAAUCACUCCUCCCGUACCUGAAGAGUCCAUUCCCCCCAAAGAGAAAAAAAGCGCUGAGCCAAUGUUGGUGUUUGAUGAAAAGCUUGGAGAAUGGAUCUAUCCAGUAGACGAGGCGCUUCAAGCUCAAUUGGAAAAUGUCAACUAUUUUGUAAAAUUGCCAUCCAGGGAACUAUUAGUACGAAAUCUGCUUGCACAAGCCGAAGGCGCUUUCGUGGUGCGAUACUCGGAAUCGAAAAGGCGAUGUCUGGCGUUGAGCGUUCGUGUACCGCCCACACACAAUCCCGCAUGUAUAUCUCACUACCUGAUUGUUAGAAAUCAACAUGGAUAUCGGAUUAAGAGUUGUGAAAAGCAUUUCCCUUCGCUCCAAAUGCUUAUCACCCAUCACUCAGUGAUGCCAGAGAAGUUACCGGUGGCAUUGACAUUCGUGCAAUGGAGUGCUUCCGACUGGUCGGAAAUCUACGAUAUGCCCCCGAUGGUGAUUGCCGAUAAGAGACACUCUUACAGCUCUUCACACACCACUAAGUUCUCGGAAACCGAUGAGAAUAGAAAUUCAAAGUAA
Haemonchus placei is the source of this 618-nucleotide messenger RNA. Lineage: Eukaryota; Metazoa; Nematoda; Chromadorea; Rhabditida; Trichostrongylidae. The record is from the annotation of a GenBank genome assembly.